Messenger RNA from Aspergillus steynii IBT 23096, 1454 nucleotides. RefSeq lists its product as uncharacterized. The record is from RefSeq and is a predicted model, not a curated record. NCBI's taxonomy places the organism in Eukaryota, Fungi, Ascomycota, Eurotiomycetes, Eurotiales, Aspergillaceae. The transcript has 3 exons. The coding region runs from base 111 to 1241 and encodes 376 amino acids.
CGACUUUCGCGUCACUCCCUCCUUCAAUCUAUUUCAUCGUUAUGACGAGAAUGAUAUCAUUCAAUAUAUAUGUAUGACAGCGGGCCUCCCACCUACGCGCAUUCAUCGCCAUGCCUCGAACUCUGCCAUGGCUUACCGGUCUCAGCGGAGGAACGAAAGAUUCUACGCCGCGACGACGACCGGUGAAACGAGAGCGAGACAUCAAGCAAGAUGACGAUGAGACUACUCCUAAAGCGAAGUUGAAGCUAAGCUCUUCGGAAGUCGGCAGGCGCGACUUCUUCAGAUCCUCCCCGACUCCUCCAUCGUCUCCUAUCCAGCGUUGUCCAUCAGAAGAAUACCUAAUUGAAGGCCUCGACAACGAUGACAUCUACAUGAUGGUCGAGGAUGAAUUCUACGCCGUCGCGCAAACCUUCACCCAACACCUUCACUACGCAGAAUACGUCCGACGGAAGAAAGAAGCGAAACUGCAGAACGCAGCUGCCAUUCAAGACCUUGCCCGACCCACGGACGGAGUGACCCCGAUGAGCGAAGAAACGAAGAAGCGACAUGAGGCGGGCGCGCUCUCCAUACGGCAAAAAGAAGGUCUGGGGCAGAUUCAGAGCGGGCGACCGGCGGUGGACUCUGAAGAUAGCGAUGACGUCGAGGAGGAUGUUGCUUUGGAUGACACGUUUGCGGGGACGUCUUUGCAUGACCUGCUGAUGAGCCCGAGGAAAGCGAGGUCAUUGGUGGGCAUGCAGGGGGUCAAGUCGUCGACUCGCGCGGCAGCUGGGUUUUCGCAAUCUUCGGAUACUCGGAUGGAUACUGCGGUUAGGAAUGAAAGCAGAGAUGCGAAUACUGACGUGGAUGCGACCGCCUCGGAAGAUGACGAUCUCGACGCUCAAGCUCAAACACCUACUGCGACGGCAUCACAUCGAAGGACUCAUGUUAUCAGUUCGGAUUCAAAGCUGUCAAAUGCAGGGAGUAGUCCCUUGUCAUCUCGCUCCGACCAAGGUCGUGCAGCGAAAGAGGCUCGCUCUGUGGAGACGAAUAUUAAAUACAAGGCACAGCCCGCGCUCAAAUCCAGGAAGAGGAUGCUUUUCGACGAUUUUGAUGAGCUUCCAGAGCUACAUACAUCAUACACACAGACAAAAGGCGGAUCUACAUCGUCUAUAAAUCAAAUGCAGCAGAAAAUCCAAAACGGUAACAAUCUGGAGUCGAAAAAGAAAUCGCGUCUCAACGAAGUCCCGACGUUCUUGCUUUGACCAUGCGACGGCGUUCCGCGGGUUCGCACGGUGGAACUUGCAACAUUUCCAGCUCUUCCUUCAGUCCUGCGUUGGUGGUGCGCACCAGGUGACCGGGUUUGCAGGCGGUGCUCAGAGGCUUCCUUCUCUCCAUCGGACGAGCAUCAGGCUUAUUCUUCAUGCUCAGGAAGCGGGCGAUGGGUCUUGACGCUCAGUCGUCGGACGUGGUUCUUG